AUGGCCACUUCGAGAGCAUUGGCUCUGACAACCGACGUGGUCAUGAACUGCGCGGGGGUCUACGACCUGUUGACGCUGAAAGAGCUGAUCAUGCGGGAUGAAGAGCUGGCGCAGGUUGAUGAAAGCUGUGCACAGAGCUUGGCGUCGCUGGAGAUCCUUUCGUUGUCGCACAACCACUUGACAUCGCUGCAGCAUUUUCAACACUUCGUUAACCUGAUUGAGCUCAAUAUCAAUUUCAACCAGAUUAAGACGCUGGAUAACCUGCAGUGUGCUGGGUUGGAGAAAUUGUUCGUUUCCAACAACCAGAUCGUAGAUAUAUCUCCGUUGCAAAAGUUGCUCAAGCUGAAUACACUCUCCGUGUACGGAAAUCGGAUUGCCGACUUUGAUUCAGCGUUGCACAUCUGCCGUGGCCUUCCAAAGCUGCGGUCGUUGGAUUUGGGGGGAAACCCCUGCUCUCGCGAUGUCGAGGGGUAUAAAUUCCGGGUUGUGCGAGUGCUAUCACGCCUCAAGACGCUAGACGGGGAUCACAUUACUCAGCUUGACAAGGACUUGACUGAGGAGUUUUUCGCAUCGAUACACAAGAACAGACAAAGCAACAACCGAUUCAUCGGGGCUCGGCCGUAUACUGCGCCUGCUGCUCCUGGGGCGCGAGGAGGUCGCGUUGCUACCGGUACCUUGACGCCUAAUAGUGUUGACCCCUUUGCUAGCGGCCUCAUGCCCCGCGGAAAUGUUCGCUUGUUUCGGGACGACUUCCUGAACAACAAUCCGAUUUUGCUGGAAUAUAUGGCUGGAAACGCCAGCGGAGCUUCACUAGCUGAUGAGUCUAAGUACUCGAACGAAAGCGAUCCUGAUGAUGGAGCUCCAUCAUCCAGUUUUGUCGACAAAAUGCGCAAUGCCAAUCCACUGCCGAAUAGCGAGACGGAGAAUACUGGGGCUGAGGGGGUGGUUGGAGACGCAAGGAAGGUGACUUUAUCCCCCAGCGUAUCCACGUCGAAUCUGGGUUUGGACCCGUCCGAUCCUAACACCACCAUCCGGAAGCUGCUGAAGCAUAUCGAAGUGCUAAUGGAAUCUCUAGCGCGAUACAAGAAUCACCAGCUCGACGCAGUGAGCGAGUCGCUGCUGGAAGAGAACAAGCAGCUACAGACCGAGAACAACAACAUCCCGAUUCUUCAGGAACAGAUCCAAGACCUGAAGAAGCAGCUUGUCACCCUCGAAUGCGAUCCAAGCAGAACUCGGAUUCUUGAAACGAAGCGUGUGAAGUCACUAGAGGUGCGAUCAUUAGCUUUGCAACAAAACGCGAGCUUACAGCGGGAGAACGCGCGACUGAGAGAAAUGCUGCUCCGUCAGACCAAGGAGACCGAAGAAUCGCUUGAUGCUCUGAGGUCACCUCGAAUACCGGCGGGUGAAGGUAAAGCUACUGGGCCAAAGAACCAAGGCGAAAUGAAGCAAGACCCGCGGCGGUUAUCUCACUCGGAUCUGCUCGACGAGUCCGCUCUCAUUGACGUGGAGCUGACCGAGCUCAUAUUGCAAAACGAAGUCUCUCUCGAGCUCAUUCGAAACGAUAUCAAAAACACAAAGAAAGAAUGGGAAGAGCAUUUCCAGCAAGCCAAAGCAGCCGAGCAAGCGCGAGUGAGGCCUCAAACUUCACUGGGGUUGAGCUCUCACAACAGCAAUAGGUCAGGAGGGAGCUCAGACGCCUUGACGCCUAUGGUGCAAAACGGAGGUACGUUCCACCACCGUCGUCGUUUGCACACAUCGGCAGGAUUUCGUAACGGGCCCGAAGCUCAUCUGCUUGGCCAGAUGGCAGUUCACCCCCUUUCUAGCAUCAGGGAAGGUAGCGGUAGUGACAGCUCCUCCACCAACAUUCUUACCUUAUGA
Molecule: messenger RNA, 1878 nt
Organism: Phytophthora sojae
Lineage: Eukaryota; Oomycota; Peronosporomycetes; Peronosporales; Peronosporaceae
Exons: 11
Coding region: 1-1878 (625 amino acids)
Cellular component (GO): cytoplasm
Molecular function (GO): protein binding
Source: RefSeq, a predicted model, not a curated record